Pelagomonas calceolata is the source of this 10221-nucleotide messenger RNA. The record is from the annotation of a GenBank genome assembly. Lineage: Eukaryota; Pelagophyceae; Pelagomonadales; Pelagomonadaceae.
CACCUCUAGGGCUGCCCACUAGAUUUGCAUUUGCAAACCAGCAGCGCCCAGAGCUCCGGCGCCGGGGCAGCUAUCUAAUCAGCGCUGCCCCACCAAUCCAGCGCCUUUGUGAAGAUCUUUGCUGCAUUUGCAAGGCAGGCAGGCAGCGCCGAGCAAUCAGAGCCAGCGCUGCUGCCCCAUCGAUUCCAGCACACUGUGAAAAACUCUUUGGGGCACGCGAUGCUCCGGCGGCUCGCGGGCCUGGCCGCCGCCUACGGGGCGCUGCCCGAGCCGCCCUUCGUCUGCGACAACACGCAGUGCCGCGUCGAACCGCGAAACGCGAGCGCGGCGCCGAUCUGCGCCGCGGGCUACUACACGUGCGCCAGCUGCUGCGACGAGGACGCGGACUGCAACUGCGACGGCCACGGCGGCGACGCCUACGACCACGCCUGGCGCACGCCCAAGUGCCCCGAAGGCUACUACGAGUGCGGCGAUUGCUGCGACCGCGACGCGGACUGCGCCUGCGACGACCAGUGCGAACGCUUUCGAGCCCCGUCGUGCUUGCGUCGGGAACGUGGGAAGACAAAUGGAAAAAAGUACCGACCGUGCAAUUCAGAUUUGCCUGCGAACGUGGACUGCAGCCUCGCGUACCACGAGAACGCGUCCAAGCCCCACGGUUGGUGCCCCGUCGGCUACCACGACUGCGGCCAGCAGCACGACUGCUGCGACUGGAACAGCGACUGCAAGUGCGACGGCGCGUGGCGGACGGGCAACUUCAACGAGCACUGCGGUCCCGGGCCGACGGGCCACGACGGCGCGCUCCGGGACUUCGAGUGCAGCGUGCACAAGGGCCUCGACGACCCGCCGCUCGCGGGGAGCAGUUGGGGCACCUUGGCCACCGAGGCCGGCGCCUGCUGCGCGGGGCCGAACGAGACCGCCGCGUGCGCGGACGGGUACACGGUCGUGGCGGGCGACGCGCCCUGCGUCUUCACGUGCUGCGAGGGCGCCGUCGACAACCUGACGACGGCCGCGGACGUGGACGCCGAAGGCAUCUGCUGGGAGGCCCACGCGAACGAGGGGCGGCGCCCGGUGGAGUGGCGCGACUGCUGCGAAGCCGAGUGCGGAGAUAAACCCGCCGACGAUGGCGACGGCACCUCCACGUGUCGGACGGUCUACCUUGCAGGAGAGGCCUGCUCUCAGCACUUUUGCGAGGCGCACUGGGGGGAGGAUUGGGGGGAGGAGCCGGACCGCGAGGAGUGGUUCCGCGAGACGACCUGCCGGCCGAAGGCGGACGCGCCGGCGGCGUGCUUCGCGCGGCCGUCGCCCCGCGCCGACUGCGUCGACGACGCGUGCCGCGGGAUGAUGCCCGGGGGCGCCGCCGUGGAUCGUUUUUGGGAUCCUUUGGAUGAACACAGCGGGUUUACGAUCAAGGAGGACUGCUACGGCAUGCAUUACGAGACUCCCUUCUGGGAACGGACCCGCAUUUUUGGGCCGCAGUCCCGGUACUGCGCCGACGACCACACGCUGGCGGGCGUGGACUUCGUCCCCGGCGUCGGCGCGUGCUGCACGAACGGGACUUCCGACGACGCGAAAUGCGUCGCGCCCGCGCCGGAAUGCUUCCACCGCAGCGGUCCCCGGCGGUGCGACGUCCUCUUGAAGUAUUUUGGCACCAUGGACUACGACGGCGAGCACGCCCGCACGCCCCCCUGCGACUUUAGGGGCGAGCCCUACGCCUGCGACGGCCUGCGGUGCGACCCGGCGUCCGGCGCGCUCUACUACGUCCGCGAGGAUUCGUGGCGCUGGUGGGACCGCCUCUGGUCGUGGGAGUACAAGGAAAGACUCGGCGACAACGCCUGCGUCCGCAACUGGUUCCGGGCCGACCUGCGGGAGCAGGAGCCCUGGCCGGCCUCGCGGAAGAACCGGCGCGUGGGCGAGCGCCAGCGCAUCCGGGCCUGCGGCGUGGUCACCGCGGACGGCGACUUCUUCCACGCGCAGCUCGCGGGGGGCAAGGCCUGGGACGAGGCGUGGCUGUACAGGGACGGCCACUACGCCAACACCGACCCGAACUGGGGCCACCCGUGGGACAACUUCUGGGCCUCGACGCGCGCGCCCCGCCGCUGGCGGGGCCUGGACGCGGCGCCGACGACCGCGGCGGCCGACGCGUGCGCGCGGGCCGCGGCGCGCGAGUUCCACGGCGGCUGCCUCGGGACCUGCGGGAAGACGUGCGCCGAGCUCGGCCACGACCCCGUCCUCUUCGAGAAGCUCAGGGCCGCCGUGAAGAAGUGGCCCGACAAGGGCGGCGGCGACGCGAUUCCGGACGCCUGCGGCUUCGCGUCGCGGGCGGCCGCGGCGCGUUGGAAUGCCCACGAGGGGUUUUAUCGUAUACUCUACGACCCCCACAUUGUAACUUGGGUCACGGCCAGACAAAUCGUCGCGUGGCUGGGCGUCGGCCUCAUCUACGUCGUCGGCGUCGCGGCGGCGUGCUGCGUCUCGCAGCCGGCGUGCCUUGGAUACGCGCACCUCCAACGCUUACGGAACUGGGUCAAUCGGCAGAUAGAGGACGGGGUCGGGGCCCGCUACUGCUACUUCGUCUGCUGCGGCGGCUGGCUCGAGUUGUUGUGCACCCUGCCGGCGCUGCUGCGACGCCGGCCCGGAGUGGUUCCGGCCACGAUCGUUCCCAUAGUGCUCGUGUCGACGCUCAGCUGGCAAUUAGGGGCGGGCGCCGCGCCGCUCUUUUUCUUCCUGUUCUUCGGCGGGCUGCUGAUCGUGUUCCGCGACGAGGCGCGCGCGCGCUACGAGAAGUUCUGCGAGCGGCGCCCCUGGUUCAGACGCCACGUCGCGCCUCGGGUGGAGAAGCUCUCGGCCGGCGUCGCGGCGCUUUUCAGACGCCACGUCGCGCCGCGCGUCGCGUCGCUUAAGAACAAGCAAGCCGUCGUCGCGCUUCUGGAAAAGCUCUCGGCCGGCGUCGCGUCGCUUAGGAAGCGGGCCGUCGCCGCGCCGCUCGCGGACAAGGGCCCGAAGAAGGGGACGGCCCGCCUCGGCCGCUGCCUCUACUGUGGCUGCUGUGGCCGCUGCGGCGAAUUUUGGCGGCGACUCCUGGUCAAGCGGCCGCCCGCGGCCGUCUACACCGCGGAGGACGGGACGGAGCAGACGGUCCCCUGGGUCGUGGCGCCGGGCCCGCCGGGCACGAUCGUGACCCGCCCCGACGGCAUCAAGGUCAAGGUGCCGGAGGGCGUCCAAAGGGGCCAGCUCUUCUCGCUCGCGGAGGCGGCGCCCGCGGGCGCCGACGGCGCCGCGCCGAAACACGCCGCCGAGCCGCCGUCGCUCACGGAACGCACCGCGCUCCUCGUGCGCAAGGCGUGGAUUAUAAAAAAGCGCACGACGGGCGCCCUGGCCAAGCAAGUAUUCGUCCCGCUCCUCGGCGUCGGCGUCCUGUGGUUACUGUACGACACCAGGGAACGAAAUCGAAAACAGCGGAGCACCAAAGCGAGCGCAGGCUUCGACACGAUCCACGGCGACCUCGAGCUCAAAGUGUUCCAGUUCUUCUUCUUCCCGUGGGUCCAGGUCGUCGCCUCGGCGUUGGUGGGGGACGUCGCGCAAGGCACGCGCGAGGCGACGCGCGCGGCGGGCGGCGCCGACGCGGCCUACUGGCUCGCAUCCUUUUUGGUCGAGGGCGUCGCCGUCGGCGGCGGCGUCGCCGUCGCGAUCGCCGCGGGCGCCGCGCCGGGCCUCUUCCGGCGCGCCGGCAAGAGUUUCGAGGUCGCCGCGUUCCUCGAGCUCUUCGCCCUCCACUGGCUCUUCCUGCUGGCGCUCACCCUCCAGACCUUCGUGGUGGUCACGUGCCUCCUUCGGUCGCAGAUCGCCGCGGCGGGGUUCCCGCCCCUGUUGCACGCGGCCCUGCACGGGUGCUACCUCGCCUGGAACCCGCUCCGGACCUGGAACCGUCACGGUGGCGGCCGGCUCCGAACGCACUGGACCCUGCGGGCGCGGCCGCGCGCGCACUUCGCCGGCGCGGCUUUCCUGCCGCAGUUCGCCUACGAUUUGUUGGUGGACUCGUUCAGCCCGACGGGAAAGCGAGCGGGCUGGCGGUGCCGGCUCGUCGCCGACGGCUUUGUGGGGGAGCGCUACCCGUGCAAGCAGUGUAGAAAAGAGUGCUGGGAAAAAGCCCCGGGGCCGCGGCUCGAGGCUUUCGAGCAGUAUCUGCAGAGCCAGGCGCUGACGGCGGCGCCCUGCGCCGACGAGCACCUCAUGUGCGAGGACGUUUGGCCCUUCUGGUACGAGAAGACUGAGGAUCGGGGCUGGCGGCCCGAGUCCGCGUGGACGGCCGGGGUCUACUGCAUGCUGAUGGUGUCCGUGGCGCUGUGGGCGGCCGUCCUGUGGUACGUGAUCCAGGUCUCGACGUCGGCGGCGCGGGGCAAGGGCAAGGACCUGCUCUUUUGCAUCCGGAAGGCGUACUGGCGACCGCCGCCGCCGGACGAGGUCGUGGAGAAGGCGCCGCUCGUGGACCACGACGAGUGGUUCGAGAACGAUGAAAGCGCCGACGCGCCGGUCCAGGUAAGAGGCCUCCGGAAGGCCUUCGGGAAGAAGGUCGCCGUAUCCGACGCGACGUUUGCGAUUCGCGACUCGGAGAUCUUCUGCCUGCUGGGUCACAACGGCGCGGGCAAGACGACCACCAUGUCCAUGAUGACUGGUGCGAUGGCGCCCGACGGCGGCAGCGCAAGUUUCUUUGGUAUACGAACGCUUGGCCCCUUAGCUGAAGCAGACGGCCUCGACCGGCUCCGCCAGCUCCUCGGCUUCUGCCCGCAGCACGACGCGCUGUUCCCUCAGCUCACGCUCCGGGAGCACCUCAUUUUCUACUCACGGCUCAAGGGCGUCGAGGAAGCUAGAGCGGAGAACGAGGCGACUGGCCUGCUGGAGCUCUUCCGCCUCGCGGAAAUGGCCGAGGGGUUUCCGCUCAAGCUCUCGGGCGGCCAGAAGCGCAAGGUGAUGAUGGCCGCGGCGCUGACCGGCGGGUCCAGGCUCGUGGUCCUCGACGAGCCGACGGCGGGGAUGGACCCCGUGGCGCGGCGCGAGGUCUGGACCCUGCUGCGGGACGUCCGCGUCGACCGGUCGGUGCUCCUCACGACGCACCACAUGGAGGAGGCCGAAGCAUUGGCGGACCGGGUGGCGAUCAUGGCGGCCGGGAGCGUGACGUGCUGCGGCACUCUCUCUUUCCUGAAGCGGCACUUCGGCGGGGGCGACGACGCAGAGGUCGCCGCUCGCCGCAAGGCGGCGGAGGAGGAGGCGAGGCGGAAGGAGGCGGAGGCCAAAGCGUUAGCGGAACGCAUGGCCGCGGCCGGGGCCGAGGAGCGGGAACGAUUAGCCGCGGAGAAGGCUCGUCUGGAGCGGGAGGCGGCCGAGGCUCGAGCCAAGGCCGAGGGCGGCGCGGACACGUCGACCGGCGGCCUCCACGUGGCGGUGACGACGACUGCCGCGGCGCGCGAUCAACUUAAAGGGAUUUUUGCGCAGCACGUGCCCGGAGCCAAGCUGGCGGCGGCCUCGAAGCUCGAGGAGGACCUCCGCCGGGCGACCGAAACGGACGCCGCGAACCCGCUGCUCGGGUCGACGCCGAAGAGCUUUUCGUCAUCAUUUAAGAGUCCUCUCCUGAACGCGACCCGUGGCACGAGCUUCUCCGCGUCGCGGAACUGGGCGAACGCCGAGGCCCCCCUCCUCGAAGACUCCGCGCGCGACGUCACGACGACGUACACCGUCCACGCACCCAGGGCACGCGUCGCAGCUCUCUUUGAGGGGCUGGAGGCCGAGGCCGACGGCUUGGGCCUCGUCGACGUUUCGGUGACGGCGACGUCGCUCGAGGACGUGUUCAUAGCCGUCGGCGAGCAGGUCGAGGGCGCGGCGGCGCCCGUGGAGGCAGAGACGUUGGUUGGCGGGGCCUUGCUGCCGUCGGCGCCAGGCGAGCCGGUGCCGGCGGGGAGGCUCGUCGCGGCCGUGGUCCAGUUUCGGCUCCCAGCGGUGCAGACAGAUCAAAGUGACCUCGACUCACCUCUUGAUUCCCACACAGGCUCCAGCAAAUAAGAGACGACCUCGUGUGGAUCAAAAAGUUCGUCCUCGGCGGCGCGGCGGUGCCCGGCGGGCUCAAGCAAGCGGUGGCGCGGGCGCGCGCAAGCAAAGACCACACGACCUUCACGGUACCCACGAAAUUUGCCGUCCUGGUCGCGGCGCUGGCCGGGGCGCCGACCCUCGGCGUGGCCGUGGGCGUGCAGGGAGGCGGCUGGCUCGGCCUGGGUUUGUGGUUCGCGACCUCCGUCGCUUUUUCAGCAUUCGUUUUUUUGUUGGCGGCGCUGGAAUGCGGCGUGCGAUACUACUGUUUCAAAAGUUCGGUGUCGGCGCCAUGCGCGGUCGCCGGCGGUGUCGUAGGCGCCUUCGUGGGGAUGACAUGUGUCCUCGUGAAAACCGAAUGGUGGGAGUCCCUGGCGCGGGGGCUGACGUCGCUGGUGGCCACGGCGAUCGCCGUAGGCCUCGAGGCCGGGCUCCGGCCGUACUUUGGUUCUCCAACAUCGGUCUUUGGUGCGAUCGCGGGUGCGGGGACGGGGUGGAGUGUGGGCUGGAUUGUGGGCUGGCAAGUGGACAAGAAGACGUUUCGGCGCAUGGCCGCGAGCGCGGCGGGCCGCCGCGCGCGAGCGCGGACCGCCGGCGGCGUCGCCGGGUUCUUUGUUGGCCUCGUCGUGGAAGUUUUGGGCUCCGUCUUCGCCUCGGCGUUUUGUUCCGCCGGGAUACAUGGAACGAUCCUGGUGCUCCUCCAAGUGGCGGCGGCGGCGAUGCCGCUGGUCGUGCGCGGAACCAUGGGCAGAAGGAAGAAGGUCCCGCGCUUCGGAAGCAAGUGGGCGGAGGGCUACAACGUACUCGUCGCCGGGGUCCUGGUGGGCGCCUACUUCCUUGUGGCGGGCUUCGUGGUGGAGCCCUACGUCCGCGAGCGCGCCAGGGGUCUGCGGAAUCUGCUGGCGGUCUCGGGCCUCGACACCUUCACGUACUGGCUGGGAAACUGGCUCGGCGACGCGCUGGUACUCGUGGGCGGCUCGGUCUGCGUCGUUUUUAUGUUAGCGGCGACGCGCAUGGCAUAUCGCAAGCGGUUAUGUAGCAGCGCGCCGACCUACGCGCAGCUCCACGCGGCCGCUCGGAAGGGGGAUCUCGACCUCGGGCCCUACAACGCGACCGCCACGUCGCUAGCAACCGCCUUCCACGACCGGUACCCGGGGGGCUUUCAAGAAGACCAGAACGGUAUUUGGAGCUCCGAUUCCUACGAUACCAUCACGCAGUGGUACUGCGACAGCAUCUGGGACCGCGGCAUCGGGGCCGGGGCCUGGCAGAACGCCACGAAGUUCGUCGUCCGCCGCUGGAUGGAGCGCUGGCCGUGGUUGUGGAUUUUACUGCCGCUCUGCAGCGCGGGGAUCGUGAGCUUCUCGCACUUCGCGACGACGACGUUCGACUCGCCGCUCAUUGCGGUCGCGUCGACGCCCAUUUUCAUCGCUUUCGUGGGCGGCGCGGCACCGGCCGGGCUCGCAGGACUUUGGUGGGUGGUCACAACAAGCAACCCCAACCAGCUCCUAUACCAGGAUAUCUCCUGUAAGUUCGGGUGGCUUGCAUCGAUCGCAACGCCGUUCGGCAACCUGGCGGUCCAGGUCUGCAAGGUGGCUUUCCACCCGCAGCUGAAGCGCAGGGGAUUUCUCGAGGCGUCGGGCGACGGGCCCCUUUCGCGGCAGCGCGCGGACCCGCCUUUACCGAGCGGCUGGGCGGCCGUGAUCUUCGCCUUUUUCCACAUCAUACUUUAUGAAGGAAUAGUCUUCUUUAAAGAUCAACGGGCCCUGCGCCCGCUCGCCUGGGUGAAGACGCGGGUCUCCAAGGUGCGCGCGAACGCGAUGCCCGACGACGUCGCCGCGGAGCGCGCGCGCGUCGCGGCACUCACCGGCGCGGGCGACGCCGCGAGCGCGGGCGACGCCCUGUCGACGAACGAAGACGACUUCCAGAUUGUGGUAGACGAGCCGGAGGAGGAAGCGCCGCCGUCGCGGCCGCCGCCGACGAGGUUUUCCGCCGCCGUGCGCGACACCGUCGCCAUGCUGCGGAACGUGCCGCCGGGCGACGACCCGUACCCGCCGCCGCUCGUGCGAGACAUCAAGUCAGCGGACCGCGACGGCCUCGUCGUCUCGGAGCUGCGGAAGAUAUAUCCGCCGCGAUUCUUCGGCGGUGCGGCCGUCGAGUCCGUCCAGUGCGCGGCGUUCGGCGUGCCGACGGGCCAGGUUUUUGGUUUACUAGGCGCGAACGGCGCCGGAAAGACAACGACCGUGUCGAUGAUCUGCCGCGCCGUCGAACCGACGUCCGGCGACGCCAGGGUCGCGGGGAAGAGCGUGCUGGCCGUCAAGAGCUGUGUGGAAAUCAACCAGUGAGUUAGGCUGACUUUCACGCCAUCGAGCAGACGCAGCUACGGAGAAAAUAUCGCGUCGAUGGCGUGGGGCGCCCGAAAUUUGAUUUCCACACAGGACUUCGAACGCGCAGCGCGGUCGCUCGGCGUCGUCAACUGUGUGGAAAUCAACCAGUGUGUCGGGUGCACCCGACAAUUCUUCACGAAGAUUUUUUUCUCGGCGACGACGCGGCCGACCUGGCUCGGUCGAGCGGCGAGGAAACGGCAUCGCCACGCCAUAAUUUUGAUUUCCACACAGGUCGUCAACCAGAAGAACGUCCUCUGGGACCACCUGAGCUGCCGAGACCUGUGUGGAAAUCAAAUUUUACGGCGCGUUCGUGCUGAAUCAUCGCGUCGUCCUCCACGCCAUCGACGUGACGCCUGCUCGAUAGUGAAGAAUUACUGGUUGAUUUCCACACAGGCCGAGACCAUCUGAGUCUCUUCGCGCGGCUCCGGGGCGUCGACAUCGAAGGAGACGCGCGCCACGCCGCGGAGCAAGCGCUCGCCGUCGUCGGCCUGUCCGACCACGCCGACAAAGCGGCCGGCCGCCUGUCGGGGGGCAUGAAGCGCAAGCUGGCGGUCGCGGUGGCGCUGGUCGGCGGCCCCUCGGUGGUGUUGCUGGACGAGCCGUCGUCGGGCCUGGAUCCAGGAGCGCAAAGGAAUCUCUGGGACCUCAUCAAGGUCACUAUGAAGGGCCGCGCCGUCGUCCUGACGACACACUCGAUGGGCGAGGCUGAUCUCCUCUGCGACCGCCUCGGCAUCAUGGUCAAGGGCACCAUGCGCUGCAUCGGGACGCCGCAGGAGCUCAAGGAGCGCUACGCGGCGGGCUACGAGAUCUCGUGCCGCCUGGAGACGCGGGACGACGCGCACGUUGCGGACCUCGUGGCGUUCGCGCGCGAGGCCUUUUCGUCGCCGGACGUCGACGUCGCCGCCGCGGACGCGGACAUUGCGACGCUCGAGCUCGCGGGCGUCGACCCGCGGCGGACGCCGGCGCUCGCGUUCCGCGCGUUCGACGACGACGCUUGCGCGCGGCUCGGCGUGAUCGACUUUUCGCUCGCGCGCGCGACGAUGGAGAAGGUGUUUUUGAGGAUUGCCGGCGGCGAGGAGGGUCUGGCGCAGUCGCGGCUCGGCCGGGAGAUCGCCGAGAUGCUCCAGGCCGAGGCCGACGACGACGCGCAGAAGGAACUCGAUAAGGUGGUCUUCUCCGAGGCGACGAGUUGCGGCUGCACGCGGUUCGCGUGGGAUAAUCUGUGCUUCCACAGUUUCGCUUGGUUUUUCUUCUUUACCGGCCUCUGGAUGGUCUCCGCUCUUGUACCACAACGCUUUGACACGUGCGUUUGGUGGGAGCAUCACGAAUCGAAGGGGCACUUGCGGAGAUGCGGCAGGCACGACUACUGGUUCAAGGCCCCCACGAUGUUCUACUCUGUGUGGAAAUCAACCAGUGCGUCGGGUGCACCCGACAAUUCUUCACUAAGUCAUUUCCCGGCGAUGACGCGGCCGUCCUGGCUCGGUCGAGCGGCGAGGAACCGGCAUCGCCACGCCAUCGAGCCGGCGUCGCGUCGAUGACUCGACGGCCACGAACGCGCCGUAAAAAUUUGAUUUCCACACAGGUUCUAUUACUCGCCGAUGGGCCUACUCGUGGGAAUUAGCCUGAUGGGCUGGACGAUGUUCUGCCACCCGUGCGCGGUGUGGUGCCUGCGGGCGCCGAGCCGCACCGGCGCGGUCGCGCCCGCGUAGUCGCUUCGCCUCCGCCCGCCCCGCAAUGGUCCAUCCGAUGGUAAUUACUCGUG